GGAAUGGAGUUAUCCAAGAUGGAAAGUAAUAUACCAGUAAAUUUUUGUGGAGAUAUAGCAUACAUCAAAUACCAACAUCCUGGUGGUGAUUCUCCAGAAGUAACAAGUUCAGUGAAAUCAAUUGUAAGAGAAGAUAUUUUGCCACAUAGUAACGGGAAAAAAAUUGUUCAAGAGUCUUCAUCAAAAUUUGAAAGGGUUCCAUCACAAGUAAGAAGGACAAGGUCUUCUCCAUCACAUGGUAGACAUCCAAGACGUGGACCAUCCCACAGAAGACGCCAACGCAUGGCAAAUGUUAUUGAAGAUGAAGGUCCAUUUGCAGACAGAACCAUCCGCAGAACUUUCCUUUGGAAACUGUAUCUCAUGUUGGCAUUUCAACUGGCUUACACUGUUGGUAUAAUAUGUAUGUUCCUCUACUGGAAAUAUCUUAAAAUAUGGGUUCGGAGACGUCCAUGGUUUUGCUAUGCCCUCUUACCAGCAGUCUUGCUAAUGGUUAUUGCCUUAGCUUGCUGUGAUCAAGCCCGAAGAAAAUUUCCUUUGAAUAUAAUUUUAUUAGCAAUAUUUACAAUCCUUAUAGGUACGUGGCUUGGAUCAAUUGCAGGCUUCUUCGAUGCAGACAUUGUGAUGUGGGCUAUUGGUGCUACUUCAUUUGUGACAUUGGGACUGUAUGUUUUUGCUCUUCAGACAAAAUGGGAACUUACCAUAACAUCUGGAAUAUUGCUAGUCUUGUUGCUUGUGGUGAUCAUUACUGGAGUUCUGUGUAUCUUCCUGGAAUCAAAAUUGACGGAAAUACUUUAUGCUGGUGUUGGAACACUUCUUUUUAGCAUAUACCUGUUGGUUGACACACAACUAAUGCUGGGAAAGAAGCAUCAUUACCGCCUGAAUCCAGAUGAAUAUGUAUUUGCAGUACUGAAUGUCUACAUUGACAUUCUCAAUAUGUUUUUAUUUAUAUUGAGAUUUGUUGGUUUCAUGAAGUGA
Molecule: messenger RNA, 975 nt
Organism: Python bivittatus (Burmese python)
Lineage: Eukaryota; Metazoa; Chordata; Lepidosauria; Squamata; Pythonidae
Product: protein lifeguard 1-like
Cellular component (GO): membrane
Source: RefSeq, a predicted model, not a curated record